This is a messenger RNA of Labrus mixtus (cuckoo wrasse), 1768 nucleotides long. Its product is annotated as parathyroid hormone-related protein-like. NCBI's taxonomy places the organism in Eukaryota, Metazoa, Chordata, Actinopteri, Labriformes, Labridae. The record is from RefSeq and is a predicted model, not a curated record. Gene Ontology annotation, molecular function: hormone activity; peptide hormone receptor binding. The coding region runs from base 492 to 1010 and encodes 172 amino acids. The transcript is spliced from 3 exons. Gene Ontology annotation, cellular component: extracellular region. Gene Ontology annotation, biological process: regulation of chondrocyte differentiation; osteoblast development; adenylate cyclase-activating G protein-coupled receptor signaling pathway.
UGCUACAACUGGACUUAAUGGGUUGGGGCUAAGGUAGUGCCUGCAUAUUCUCCUAGAGAAGAGUUUGAGUUUCUCUCUGUGCUGCUCUCAGACAGACUGGCUCACAGUGUUGGACUGAAAACCCACUCAGCUCUCCGGCUCCGGCCACCAGAGAAGAUGCUUCACCGUUCCUCUUUAUGAGAUUACUGCAAGACUGAGCAGAGAGGCAGAGAGGCAGAGAGGCAUCUGAUGGGCUGCUGCUGCUGCUCUUUCCAUCUUUAUCAUUCUUUUAAUUGGGACGCCAGGGAGGAAUAAAUAGCUCAACACUCACUGUUGGGAGGCAAAUGAAUGGAGCAGACUGAUAGGGGAUUUCCCCAGGCUGCCUCCACUGCAAUGGAUUUGGACACAAAGUUUUGAACUGGCCAUAAUGUAGAAGCCACAAUCAUUUUCUUUUACAUUUUUGUCAUUGAUUUUUGCAACAAGAACAUCUCUUUCAAAUCAUAGUCUCAAGGAUGUGCUCAAUAGUCCUGAUUCAUCAGUGGAGUCUGGCUGUGUUCUUGCUGUGCUCCCCAGUGACUCUUGAUGGAAGACCAGUUGAUGCACUUAAUAGCAGAACGAGGAGGUCAGUGAGCCACGCCCAGCUGAUGCACGACAAGGGCCGCUCCAUGCAGGAGUUCAAGCGUCGCAUGUGGCUGCACGAGCUGCUGGAGGAGGUGCACACAGCUGAUGACCGAGCACCACCUGUGCAGAGCAGAACCCAGAGCCAAACCUUCAGUGGAAAUGCCCUGCCUGACAAGCCCCCAGGAGCCUCUAAGAACCUCCCUGACAGGUUCCGACCGGACAGAGAUGGCUCUAACCUGCCCCAGGAGACCAACAAGGCUCUGGCUUAUAAGGACCAGCCGCUCAAAGUGGCCACUAAGAGGAAAAAGAAGGCAAGGUUAGGUCGACGCAGAGAGAGUGAGAACAAGAAGCGGAGACGAGCACGCUCGGUUAAAAAUACGAAGCCGUGGAGGAUGCAGUGUCCUGACUAAGAGACUUCAAUUAGUGUUUGUAUGGUACUGCACUAAGACACUGACAUAGCUUCAACUAGACUGGGAUCUGAGAGACUCAACACAUGACUGACUCAGUCACUUUAUAUUACGACCCUGGGACUGUGCUUUUAAUAGUGUGCUUUGUUUUCCCUGAUUUUUUUUUUGUCAAAAUAUCAUAUUUGAUCCAUAUUUAUCUGAAAAUCUUUAGGCCUCAGUGUCCCAGAUUUACUCAAAAACAAUGCUGUGUGAACAGGUAGAUGAGAGGAGGAAAUUAUUUAUUGCCUGAAUAUAAUGUUUCUUCACAAAGCUUAAAAGCAGAAGGGGUCGCCUUUUGUUUGACUCGAUAUGUGUCAGCUAUCUUGGACUGAGUUACAUGCAAACCGCUCACUGGGUACAUCUGUCGGAACUGUUCUGCCAUAAUUUAUUUCACUUUGUAAGUGUGUAUUUAUUUUGUGAAUGUAUUGCAGUGCUGCUGACUAAAUUCCAUAAUGCACUUUAAUUAUAUCCUGUACAUGUUCUUGUGUGGUUGAGUUCCAAUUCGAUGUUUCUUUUUGAUGGUCCCGCUUUCUUUCCGCUCUGGUAACUUAUCGGAUUACUUCUUCAAAUACAACCCAACCAUUCUACAUACUGUAUAUAACUUUGAUAGACCGCGCCUGAGUCAGGGGCCAGCAGACUCAUUUAAUGAUCUAACUUUGCACUGAGGGCAUAUUGUAUAUAUUUCCAGUUAUAAAACAUUAAAAGAGUAGCCAUUAGAAAUA